CUCUCUGAAGCAUAUAAAAGAAAGUAGCUUUUGAAUUCUUUAUGCAAUUUCUUGAUCCAGCAGUGCAGAUCAGAUACUCUGAAGACUUAGACUGAGACUCUGACGCCAACAUGAUGUUUUUCCUUUUCUUCUUUGUUCUCGCUCUGGGCUCUGUGUCUCCAUCGGAUGUCCAUCCAGUGAAGCUACAGCGUGGCAACUGUCCCAUGUUCUGGUGGAGCUUCAACGGGCGCUGCUACAAGUACGUUGCCACACGUUUGACCUGGGCUGAUGCAGAACUCCACUGUGUGUCACAGGGAGCCAACCUGGUGUCUAUUCACAGUCUGGAGGAAGAGAAUUUCGUCAAAGCUCUGAUCAAGAACUUUGACCACACUAAGGGACGCAGUUGGAUCGGACUCAGUGACAUUCAUAAAGAAGGCAGAUGGAUGUGGUCUGAUGGAGGUGCAGUGAAAUUUGUUUUUUGGAGUCCUAGAGAGCCAAACAACAAUGGAGGAAAUGAACACUGUGUUCAUACCAACUUUGAAAGGGACCUGAAAUGGAAUGACGUCCCAUGUUCAGUUACUUAUUCCUCUGUUUGUGCAUCUCGUCCUUAGCAACUGAGACAGCUAUAGAUUCUACCUGGACACUGUUCACCUGCUGCUCUGUUGACAUGCAUUAGACCUCCACAAUAUAGAUACAAUUCUACACUUUUAUGUGUGUGUACAAAAUUAAUUUCAUUAACCUUCAUUUUCAUGAAUGUUGAAUUGACUCUAAUUUCUUCUUGUUAUUUUUUCCUCACUGACUCAUAUAAACCGGAUAGAUUUAGAAAAAAAAGUAAUUUAACUAGUUAACAAUUAUAUAAAAUAUAACUUAGAAAACAUGCUUUCUCUGAUAUAAAAAGUUUUUUUAAUGAUGAUAAGUUGAUAUAAAGGGCACAUUGGAUUGGAUGGGCAUUUCUGUGAAAUAUAUAUCAGAAGUUGAUUUGCCUGUAUCAUAUACUCAUUGAGAUAUAGUGUAUUAACUUUCUUAUUUUUCUUCUUUGUUAUAGCUCAAUCCUCUUUCGUUUGAUACUGUGAUGUUGAUAGGCAUUGAUAUGAUGCAAUAAAAAAUAAUUGUACAGAAAAACAUACACUACUGCUCUCCUUAAUGUGCCAGGGUUCAACAAAUGUUGAUGAAUAGUUAACAGUUAUUGCUUGUCUUUUAUUUCCUUAUUAUCGUUUUUGAGUACUGGGUAAUUGUUAUCCAAACCAAUCCUGAUGCACUAUGGACAAUGGACUAUGACGUUUCCGUUCCAAUAGAUAAUAAUAGUUCAAUCAGCAGAGACUCAUGUUUUAUGGGGAUAGAGAAGCAGCGAGUAGAGUAGAAUUCCCCCUGAUGUUGUCUAGACACUCAUGGUUCCCUGAAUGAAGAAU
This is a messenger RNA of Dicentrarchus labrax (European seabass), 1388 nucleotides long. Its product is annotated as lactose-binding lectin l-2-like. Gene Ontology annotation, molecular function: signaling receptor activity. The transcript has a single exon. The coding region runs from base 111 to 590 and encodes 159 amino acids. Lineage: Eukaryota; Metazoa; Chordata; Actinopteri; Moronidae. The record is from RefSeq and is a predicted model, not a curated record.